Molecule: messenger RNA, 592 nt
Organism: Brassica oleracea var. oleracea
Lineage: Eukaryota; Viridiplantae; Streptophyta; Magnoliopsida; Brassicales; Brassicaceae
Product: pathogenesis-related protein 1
Exons: 1
Coding region: 21-557 (178 amino acids)
Source: RefSeq, a predicted model, not a curated record
AUUUACAAAACAAGAACAAAAUGUUGUCUUUUGGUGAAAGCUUCGUCCUAGCCCUAGCAUUAUUCUCCGUCAUUUUAACUCCAGCCUAUGGUCUACCAAAAGUGAAGCCAAUCGAUGAUGUCCAACCGGAACAAACGCUAGCGGUUCACAACGAGAUUCGAGCCGCGGUCGGGGUGGCUCCAUUGGUAUGGAACGAAACCGUUGCGGCCUAUGCACAGAAUUUCGCCAACAAGCUAGCCAAAGCUGGGAAAUGCGCGUAUACUGACAUGAGACAUUCUGGUGGACCUUACGGCGAAAACAUCGCGGCAGGAUGGGUCCAACCUGAGGAUCAAAUGAGCGGUCCGAUCGCUACUAAGUAUUGGUUAACGGAGAAGCCUAACUACGACCAUGCCACUAACAAGUGCAAAGAUGUUUGCGGGCACUACACUCAGAUCGUCGCAAAUCAAUCAUUCAGUCUCGGAUGUGGCUCGUAUAGGUGUCAUGAUAAUGAGUUGAUUUGGAUUGUAUGUGAUUAUUAUCCUAUGCCUGUGGGUGAUGCGAAUACUCGCCCCUAUUGAUGAUUUGAACUGGAUGAUUUAUUUCCAAAAAAAUG